This is a messenger RNA of Bipolaris maydis ATCC 48331, 1593 nucleotides long. RefSeq names its product carotenoid oxygenase. The record is from RefSeq and is a predicted model, not a curated record. Gene Ontology annotation, molecular function: carotenoid dioxygenase activity. Gene Ontology annotation, biological process: carotene catabolic process. NCBI's taxonomy places the organism in Eukaryota, Fungi, Ascomycota, Dothideomycetes, Pleosporales, Pleosporaceae.
AUGUCAGAUCAAUCCCGAGCAAGUAGAGUUGGCAACAUGUUCCCUCAGAAGCCCCAGUUUUCAGGGUUUAUGAAGCCAUGUAGAUUCGAAGGAGAGAUCCAGAAUCUCGAGGUAUGGGGCGAGAUACCUCAUGAGAUACACGGAACAUUCUACCGGGUCAUGCCAGACCCACAGUUUCCCCCCUUCGCCGAGAACGAUCCGUGGUUCAACGGGGAUGGCAACGUCAGCGCUUUUCGGAUCAAAGACGGACGUUGUCACUUCAAGCAAAGAUAUGUAGUGACGGAAAAGUUUGCUAGAGAAAGAGAGGCUCAACGUGCCCUAAUAGGGACAUAUCGUAACAAGUACACUGAUGCCGUUGAAUUCAAAGUGCGAAGUACAGCAAAUACUAACAUUGUCUUCUUCAAUGGCCGUCUCUUGGCAUGCAAAGAAGACUCUCCUCCAUAUUCACUCGAUCCAGUGACACUCGAGACUAUCGGGUUGGAAUUAUUCAAUGGGCAACUGCCUUGCUUAACCUUCACUGCGCAUCCGAAACUCGACGAAGAGACAAACGAGCUAAUAUGCUUUGGGUACGAAGCGAAGGGCGACGGCACCCCGGACGUCUGCUAUUUCACCAUCGAUGCUCAGGGCAAAUUUACCCAAACCGUGUGGCUUGUUGCUCCUGUGGUUGCUAUGAUUCAUGACUUUGCUUUUACAAAGAACUGGGUACUGUUCCCAAUCAUUCCACAGACCUGUGAACUUGAAAGAAUGAAGCAAGGUGGCGAACAUUGGCAGUGGGAUCCAAAUAUCCCAUUCUAUCUCGGCGUCCUACCUCGCCAUGGCGCGUUGGGAUCUGAUGUGAAGUGGUUUCGCGCUCCAAACGCCUUCCCCGGACAUACUGUCAACGCCUAUGAGGACGAUUUGGGAAACAUUGUAUUUGACCUUCCUUUGACCAACAAAAAUGCCUUUUUCUGGUGGCCCGAUGCCAAUGGAAAUGCGCCCCAGCCCGAGCAGAUUGCCGCAGAACUCGUUCGCUUCACGUUUGAUCCAAAGUCCACUGACCUUGAUCUUCCAAAACCUUUGGUCAUUGGUCACGAAGACUGUGAGUUUCCACGUAUCGACGAUCGAUUUUUUGGUAAGAUGCAUAGCCAUGCCUUUAUGGAUAUUAUGGACCCAAACCUGGGAACCGAUUUCGCAGCAAUUGCACCAGUCAUGGGAGGGGGUUACCCACCAUAUAAUUCAAUUGGACAUCUCGACUACAGUACAAUGCGCAUGGAAAAAUACUUCCCCGGUCGGACUCACCUUGUUCAAGAACCUGUUUACAUUGCGAGGCAUCACGCCAGUGAGGGUGAUGGCUGGAUAAUGGCGCUGGUAAACAAUUACUCCACCAUGUCGAGCGAGUUACAUAUUGUUAGCACCAGACAGUUUGAAAAAGCACAGGCUAUUAUAUAUCUUCCUCUUCGCUUAAGGGCUGGACUGCACGGUAAUUGGGUCAAUGGUCAAGAUAUUCGAUGUUCAAAAUAAUUUCUUCCAUGAUUCAUGUUUAGCACAAUAGGUCGAAAGACCAAGCACCGCAUUACAUAGUCACGCAAUCAGAUUUAUCCACACUGUUAUUAA